Molecule: messenger RNA, 456 nt
Organism: Microthlaspi erraticum
Lineage: Eukaryota; Viridiplantae; Streptophyta; Magnoliopsida; Brassicales; Brassicaceae
Source: the annotation of a GenBank genome assembly
AUGGUCAACGGAAAAUGCUCUAAAUUCUUUCCCAAGAGUUACGUCGAGAACACUACGGUUGACAAAGAUGGAUAUCCUGUAUACAGGAGAAGAGAUACCGGAGCAUUUGUUGAGAAGAAUGGUUUCAAGUGUGACAACAGAUACGUGGUGCCAUAUAACAAGGAACUAUCUGUUCGUUAUAAAUCUCACAUAAAUGUUGAGUGGUGCAACCAAUCUGGGUCCAUAAAGUAUUUAUUCAAGUAUAUCAACAAAGGUCAGGAUCAUCUUACUGUUGCAGUUGAACCUCCAGAAAAUAGUCAGCACAGAGAAGAUACGAACAAAGACAACGAUGAUCCUGAGAAGCCGAAGAAUGAGAUCAAAGAUUUUUUCGAUUGCAGAUAUGUCUCAGCCUCCGAGGCGGUUUGGCGGAUUCUAAAUUUCCAAUGCACUGGAGAUCAACACCUGUUGAGAAGUUAG